AUGCGUUGCUCCACCAUCCUCGCCGCCGCUACCAUGGUUAUCCUCUCCGUCGUCUCUGCUCAGACCGUGCCCGACCCCUCCCUCGUCGCCGCUUGCAACACCUGCCUCAACAACGCCGGAAUCGCCGCCGCCCCAGCCUGCAAUGGCCUCCAGAACACCAACCUUUUUGCCCCCUCCGCGACGCUUAGCGACAAGCAAAAGACCUGCUUGUGUGGCCUGGUCGCCAACAAGACCUGGACCAACGCGUGCGCAGGAGCCGACAAGUGUCCCGCAGAAUUGUUCCAGCAGUUUAAAAAGGCGUAUGAUAGCCUUGCAGCCGCCCCUGGUACCUGCGAUAACGUGUCUGCCUCUACUAAUGGUGGAAGUCGGUUCUGCGGCGCCUCGUCGGUCAAGGUUGCUGCUGCUGGCGCAGCUGCUGUGGCUAUUGCUGGUGCCCUUCUGUAG
Linnemannia hyalina is the source of this 444-nucleotide messenger RNA. The record is from the annotation of a GenBank genome assembly. Lineage: Eukaryota; Fungi; Mortierellomycota; Mortierellomycetes; Mortierellales; Mortierellaceae.